AUAAUAACCAGAAAUUCAAGAUAAAAUAUAAAACAAAGGUUCCGCCAAUUGCCACCGCACCACACGCAUUCGCCUUUCUCCAUCAAGUACAACACACCCCGUUGUCUUCCUCGAUAAACAACACACUUGGAUGUUCAGAUAUCUUUCUUGAUUUUUUUUUCAAUCCUCUCUGUGUUAAUAUUCUCCAUCCACCCCAAAUUAAAAUCACUUAUCAUCCACAGAUUAUUGUUUUAAACAAAAAUUGGAAGGAAGAAGAACGCCGGAAUGGUCAAGAAAAGGGUACCAAGAGUCGGCAGCUAUGCCAUUUCGUCCGCCAUUGCAGACCCUAACUGUUUUUCAUGCUCAACCUUUAACAUCCUUGCCCCCAUCUAUAAACGCCUAAUUCACGAGGAUCAUGCUUGCAGAGAAAGUGAAAUCAGAGCGUAUUGGUUGAAUAGGAAUAAAGGGAUUUUGGAUCUGCUAUUGUGCGAAAAAUCUUCCAUAAUCUGUCUUCAGGAGUUUUGGGUUGGAAACGAAGAACUUGUCAACAUGUAUGACACGAGGCUUGGUGAUGCAGGAUAUAUCAAUUUCAAGCUUGCACGCACCAACAAUCGUGGUGAUGGUCUAUUGACAGCUGUGCAUAAAGACUACUUCCGGGUGAUAGACCAUCGGGAGUUCCUGUUCAACGAUUUCGGAGACCGUGUUGCUCAGCUUUUACAUGUUGAAGUAAUUGCAGCCUUCACCGGGACCCAGUGCAGAAACAGUCAAGAAAUUCUCAUAGUUAACACCCACCUGUUGUUCCCACAUGAUUCAAGCAUGUGUUUGGAGAGACUGCGUCAGGUAUACAAGAUCCUGCAGUCUGUGGAGGCUUAUCAGAAAGAAAACAGUCUUAGUCCUUUGCCCAUCAUUCUGUGUGGUGAUUGGAAUGGGAGCAAGCGAGGUCAUGUUUACAAGUUCCUAAGGUCACAGGGAUUCGUAUCAUCAUAUGAUACUGCUCAUCAAUACACUGAUGCUGAUGCACACAAGUGGGUCAGCCACAGAAAUCAUCGAGGAAACAUAUGUGGUGUGGAUUUCAUUUGGCUUCUAAAUCCAAACAAGUCUAGGAAAGUGCUCAAAACAAGUUGGAGGGAUGCGGCUUUUGGGCUGUUGAAGUAUCAUGUGCGACGAGCAAGAGCCUCCCUGACUGAAGCAGAUGAUGCCUUUGCAUUUCUCAAGGCUGAGCCUGAGGCUGAUUAUAUUACUUAUUCGGGUUUCUGUGAGGCUUUGCGCAAGCUUAAUUUUAUUGGUCAUCCGUAUGGCCUGAGUGAGGAGGAGACAAAAGAGCUUUGGGUUCAAGCAGACCCUGAUGGCAAUGGUGCUGUUGAUUAUAAAGAAUUCCAGCAGAGAGUAUGGAAUCCUACAAGUACAAGGUGUGAGGAGGAAGAGGAAGAAGCUGUGUUAUUAGGGUACAGCGUGAAGAAUGCAGUACUUUACCCAACUGAAGCAGAAAAAGGAAUGUGGCCGGAUGAUUACUCACUCUCUGAUCAUGCCCGUCUCACUGUCGCCUUUUCACCUGUUUAUACAAAUAUAACUUCUUCUUGAUUCAUUCUAUAUUCUAUAUUCUAUAUUCUUCCACAUCCACUUUAACUUUUCAACCCAACCCAACCCAACCAUUGGUUUGGUGGUUGAUCCAGUCCUGAUGAGCAUACACAUUAUGGUGAUGGAUUUUUAUAGUCACCACCAAUUGCUGCUAAUAUAUAUAUUACAUAAUAUGUAUAUAUGAUUUCUUUGUUAAAUUCUCUCAUUUGUAUAAACUGUAAUAUUACCUUGGCAAGUUGGCAUGGCAUAUCCUAAUACUUUGAGUAAGUAUACUAGGAAAACGUAGAUCCAAAACAUGUAUGCCAAUAUGCAAUGCACAGGUUGAUAGGAGUAUUAGUUUUAUGAAUUUAUCGACUGCUAAAACUAAUUUUCAAACUAUUGAUCAAAAUCAUUAUAUUUAAUAAUGGUGAAUAAAUACAAACACAGCACACGGCACAUAAGUUUAUGGUAUUUUAAAAUUGUUUUAUUUCGUGUUCAGAAUGAUAAAACUAUUUUGCCAUAUAAACUUUAAUCAUAUAUCAAAUAUCAAAUGCUAAAUCAAAUUGGGAGAUGUAGUUCGAUCACAUCCUUAAGUAGGCGUGGUUCCUGGAAUACACGUUUAAGA
Lactuca saligna is the source of this 2161-nucleotide messenger RNA. The record is from the annotation of a GenBank genome assembly. NCBI's taxonomy places the organism in Eukaryota, Viridiplantae, Streptophyta, Magnoliopsida, Asterales, Asteraceae.